Anolis sagrei ordinatus is the source of this 1760-nucleotide messenger RNA. The record is from RefSeq and is a predicted model, not a curated record. Lineage: Eukaryota; Metazoa; Chordata; Lepidosauria; Squamata; Anolidae.
UGGCUACUUCACUACCAUCUGUGUUCAUGAUGUUUCCUGUUGUAAGUCUCCAUGACUAAUUGAGCUGUGAGUUAGAUCUUGAGCAGUCCCUGGUGCAUUGCCUGAGAAAACAGAUCUUGAAAGCUUGGGGAUUACGUUGAUACAGCAAUGAGUAACCCAAAUUCCCCUGACUCACAUCGAACACAAAACCGAAAAGGCAAGAAACAAAAACGAGAGAAAAGAUCUAACCUGCAAGAAGAGAGUGAGGAUGACUCUUUUGAAGAGUUUGGAACAGAGACUCAGUCGCAAGAUCCAUCCACUGAAGUUGUUCCAUAUGGUGAGAAAGAAGUUAUGAAGAGAGAAGAGGCACCUGCAACUGUGCCUGAAAAGGGUGUCUGCCCAUCUCCUCACCACCCAGGAUGGUGGACACUGGGCAUCCAAAAAGAUGAUGAAUUCUUCCAUUUUGUCAUUCUUUGUUUUGCUGUUGGAAUCUUAUUAGUUUGCUAUUACAAAUAUAACAACUGGACCGUUUCCAUUGGUAUUGGCUUGAUGACCUUUGCAGGCUUAGAAACAACUGGAAUAUAUUUUGGCCUUGUGCACCGUAUUCGAAGCAUUCUGGAAGCAUUUAUUCCUCUCCUCCAGAGAAUCAGAACACCAGGUUUCAGAAAGGUUAACUAAUGGAGGACUUCAAGACAGCCCCAUAAAGUCUAUCUGUUUGCUUACUGGACUGAGAUAAUGUUUCCAGGACUGCCAUUUGUAAUAUAAAGCAACAAUUUCAUAACUGUAACUGAGGGGUUUCUCAGUUGGGGCAAGGAACUCUACUCCAAUGGCUCUUUUCUUCCUCUCAAUAUAUUACAGCGCAUGAGGAUUCUUCCUUCUAUUGAGAAUUAUAAUUGUAGUCACCGUGCUCCAUGUUUCUUUCCUAACAAUUUGUCUCCUUUUUAUUAUGUCGUAUUCAGCUGUGCACCAGGUUUCUCACACAAGGCAGUGCAUGUUUUUAGCAUCAGUUAGAACCAAAGUUUCUCAGACUUUGGUCCUUCAGUUCCAACUUCCUUGACCAUUGGCCAAAUUGGCUGUUAUGUCUGAGGUUGAAAUGCAAAACACCCAGAGGAUCAAACUUUAAGAAGCACUUAUCUGACAAUAACACCACUAACACAACAAUUGCUCCAGAGGAUCUUUGCACAUAACAUGGCUAUCACUGCAUAUCAAGAUAUACAACAAGUAGAGUGUGUCGUGGCUCCUCAAUGUGAUUAGACAUUAUUCUCAGGCUCUUAAAAUGAAUUGGAAAAGUCAGCCCAUUCAUGGUAUAAUCACUGUUCAUGAACACUUGGCACAUGGAGCACCUUAAAAGAAGCUUCCACAGGCCCACCUAGAUGUAUACAACAGCCCAGAUCCAUUGCAUUUGGGCAAAAUCUGUUCCUUGCAAUGGAACUGUUAUAAAGUGAGCUCUGAUUCUUCUUGUCACCAUACUCAUACCUAGUUAUUACUAACACAGAGAAAACAUUUUAAAAACUUUGCUAUGGCUUAUAGUUAUAAUGCUCAGUUUUCGGAGAGAUGUUUGAAAAGUAAAAAUAGAUAGAAUCCUUUUGCAUUUAAACCACUUCAAGAAGGCUUAUGUUGAAUACCUCUUGCUGUUCUGCAUGCAUGUGUCUUCCCAUAAGCAGAGGAAAUCCAUUAUAAGGAGCAAAUCACUCUUGUUUUAUCUGGUAAGAGCCAUGGGAUGAAUGUGAAAUUGUUGAAUUGUUUUAGUUUAUUGUUUAAUAAAUUUUUGAAGACUUUAU